AUGGCACUUAGAGGCGCCAGAGGUGGCAUGGCCUUCCUCCUAGCUUGGACCGCAAUGUUGGCUUGGGUGCAUGGCAAAGAGCCGCGGAAUGCAGAUCUCAACACCUGCCACAGCACGGCAUGCAGUCGCAACAAUGGCACUGUGGACGACACAGCGUUGUUGCAAAACAAGCUGGGCAGAGGUUCUCUGCAGGCCGAGCGCCGUCCACGCCGCCGUCGGUCAAGGCCGUGGCGUCGACGCCGGCGCUAUAGCUACUAUCAGCCAGUACCCGUGCCAACAACUUCCGAGGCAUCCGUGUCAACGACUUCAACAAGCUCGGAGGCGCCCGUUGUGCCAACCACCACGACAGCAACACCUGCUCCGCCCAUGUGGACGCUGGGUGAACUCCAUGAUACCUGCAAUGACUACUGCCAGUUUCUCGGCUAUUCUGGCUGUGACCUGGCCGAGAUGGAGACCGUAGACACGGAGGAGGAGCUUGCGGUGGAGAUGCAGAACUUGGGAAAAACCUGCCUUGUCAACGGAAGCAUCUGGAAUGAAAUCGCAACCUACGAACCUGAGCCGUCAGGGUGCUACCUGAACAGGAACGCACUGGACUGCGACUCGAACAGGCAGGAAAAGCAUCAACCCUUGUGCUACUGCAUUGGCACGACGACGACAACAACACCAGUCGGAUGGGUCUUGGGCGAACUCCACGACACCUGCAAUGACUACUGCCAGUACACUGGGUAUGCUGGUUGUGACUUCGAGAGGAUUGUGGAGAUCAAUCGGAUCCCACGCGCUCGGCGCCUGUUGGAGAGUCUGAACUACACGUGUGAUGUGAGUGAUGGAGACUGGAACGACGUGCCCACUUACAGACCAGAUGUGGGUGGGGAAUUUCGCGGAUGGCCGGAGUUCAUUCUUGUGCUUGUUGUCGGAUGGGUCUUGGGCGAACUCCACGACACCUGCAAUGACUACUGCCGGUACACUGGGUAUGCUGGUUGUGACUUCGACAGAAUUGUGGAGAUCAAUCGGAUCCCACGCGCUCGGCGCCUGUUGGAGAGUCUGAACUACACGUGUGAUGUGAGCGAUGGAGACUGGAACGACGUGUCCACUUACAGACCAGAUGUGGGAGGGUGCUACUACAAUCGAAAUGCCUUAAGUUGUGAUGCGAACAGGAGGGAGGAAAAUCAGCCCGUUGGAUGGGUCUUGGGCGAACUACACGACACCUGCAAUGAUUACUGCCAGUACACUGGGUAUGCUGGUUGUGACUUCGAGAGGAUUGUGGAGAUCAAUCGGAUCCCACGCGCUCGGCGCCUGUUGGAGAGUCUGAACUACACGUGUGAUGUGAGUGAUGGAGACUGGAACGACGUGCCCACUUACAGACCAGAUGUGGGUGGAUGCUACUACAAUCGAAAUGCCUUAAGUUGUGAUGCGAACAGGAGGGAGGAAAAUCAGCCCGUGUGUGCGUGCAAUGGCACAGCUCCACCCCCAACUCCACCAGAUCCGAACUGGGUUUUGGGACCACUUGGAGGCAACUGCGACGCCACCUGCGCCGGUUUAGGCAAAUCCUGCGAUGCCACCAGCAUCGGGGAGAUCAAUCGGAUCCCUCGGGCCAGGCGGCUGCUGCAGAAGAUGAACUACACAUGCGAUGUGAGCGGCGGGCAGUGGAACAAGCUGCCGACUUAUGAGCCAGGUACGAACGGCUGCUACUACAACCGGAAUCCUGUUGACUGCUCCGUUGACGUUUCUGGCCACCUUCAGCCCCUCUGCUACUGUACGGUAUAG
Messenger RNA from Symbiodinium necroappetens, 1764 nucleotides. Lineage: Eukaryota; Dinophyceae; Suessiales; Symbiodiniaceae. The record is from the annotation of a GenBank genome assembly.